CCAUAAAGCGGGUAUUCCACUUUAUCCAAAGAUAAACCACUUUAACAUGCCUUACGCCCUUCGACCCCGUACAGGCUGACUGCUUCAAAUCUUAGGCAGGAGUCAAGCAUCAAACCGAAAUUCUUACGUUGGCGGCAUGGAUCUAUUUUGCAUGCCACUGAGGGAUGAUCCAGCCGGUUACUCUAUACUCUGUUCAUGCUUUUAAGUAUAAGAAGAACAGGAUACGGUGCUUCAAGCCUCAGAUCAUACACACGCAUUCAGCAACGUCUACUCUCAUACCAUCUCCUACCUAUCAUUCUUUUCGCAUACAUCAGAACAUAACUCCAGUGAUUGGGCAAUCGAACGCCUCUUUACCCGAUUCGCUGUGAACUUCCCCGCUUCGCCAAGCCAUCCGACAUGGUUCGCAUUUCGCACUUUACUCUGGGAGCCAUUGUGGCCUUCCUGGCACACACAUCUAUCGGAGCUUCUACAAGUGGCCCUGGUGUCGCCCUCCAUCGCAGAAUGGGUACAAGUGACAAAGCAGGAACUGUAUUAGCCAGCCCCAUCGAUUCGGUCAACCCGCCAAAGGAUACCGGGAAACAAGUCAAGAGAGAAGAAGACAUCCCCAAGGCAUAUCUGGUCAGCACGGUGAACGGGAUAACACGAGCCCAGUACGAGGAGUUCGCCAAAAAGCCACCACUUGGGGACAAAGAGGGCGAUAUUAUCGCUUUCGAUGGAGUCGAAUGGGUUUCUUGCCAAUACCUGAACCUCACUGACGCUGAAGCCGCGAUCGUCCGCGAGGAUCCUAUCAUAGCAUGGGCCAACCCGAUCACUGAAGAAUCUGGCGAAUUACUCGUCAUCCCUCGGUACGGCGACCCGAGUUCACUAACCACGAGAGCCGAACUGCCUACAUUCCUCAACCAGAGAGAUGACAGUGCAGGUCAUCUCAAGUUACUUUCAGCGAGGAACCAGAGGAAUGAUCCCACACAGCUACCGAAUUAUGUGUUUGAGCCUUCUCUUGGGCAAGGCCAAACUAUCUAUGUGCUCGAUAGCGGUUAUCGCAAGACUCACCAGGAUUUCGAUUCCUCCGAGCGCGAAGUUAGGGACUUUUUCGUUCCUAAUCGCCACACGCUAGCCGGGAUCCCACUUAGAGAUGAUCAGAAGGGACCAGAGGAUAUGACAGACAUCACUGGACACGGCACGAUGGUUGCGAGUAUUGCAGCUGGAUAUGUCAGUGGCGUGGCUUCCAAAGCUAACCUCGUUGUCGUGAAAUUGAGGAAUUCAGCUACAAACCCUUUGAAGCCAGACGAAACUACUCUUCUACCGCGAGGUGUUACCGACUCCGCAUUGGAAUUUGCUCUCGCAUGGACUUUCAAAGACAUCGCUGACCAGAGAACCAAAAAUACCGACCCCAACGCAAGGUACAUUAUCAACCUAUCCUACGGUUGGACGAAAGCUCAAAACCCUAAUAAAGUGAAUGCAAUGGAGCGUGCACUUCAAAAAUGUAAGGAAGAGGACAUCACAUUUGUUACCGCCGCAGGCAAUGAGGGGCGAUCUCGUACCCUGGAUUCCAUCGUACCGCAAUCCUUUGGCACCGACGAUAGAUUCAGCAUGAUCACCGUGGGCGGCGUGGAUAAUGCUGGGAAAUACUAUGUGCCAACCAUUCAAGGUAACGGUCAAGGUGGUCAGGUCGACAUAUACGCAGGGGCAGUCGACGUUGUUUGCGCGAAGCAUAACGAAGCAGAUGACUCCACCAUAACGGAAGACGGAACAUCCCUUGCGGCCCCAGCAAUCGCCGGACUUGCUGCAUACUAUUUCGGCAUCCCUGCGCUACGCAGCAACUGGCAUGACGGCAGUGUACCAGCAGAUAUGAAAAAGUUCAUUUUAGAUCAUGCAGAAAUCAGGAAUGACAACCCCUUCGACGAAAGUGACGAUCCUUUUGCGUCGCCAAGGCCCGAAAAGGAGAGUCUCAAAGUGCCGUACAACUUGGCGCUUAACCAGCUUUGCGAUCUCCCAGAUGCGGCAGCCAAGCGUUCUCUCUUCACCAAGAGAGCUCUUACACCUGAGCAAUCAGUCCCAGGCCGUCCGAUCGUCGAGGGCGGUGAGGUCACGAACGAAGAUCUCAAGAACGAAAUCUGUAACGUCCACAACCGCCCCUCACCCGAGACCGAACCAGAACCCGAGCCGACGCCAGAAGCACCAGCACCACCUCCAAACACAGCAGCUUGCAAGGUUCUCGAGCAGGGCCUUGGCGGCGGGAAAUGGGAGGUCACCGGAUCUGGUUGGGGCGACGAAGCUUCGCUUAAGGACAAGUUCGGAGAUGAUUCGUUUAGCUACACCGGCGGAGAUUCCUUCACGGCUAUGUUUGUGAGUAGUAUGAGUGUAGGGGAUGUUGAAAAUGCUGUGAGGGAGAUGUCGGGGCUUGGUGAUGUUACUUGUACUUAGAUGAUGGUUGGGAUUGAAG
Molecule: messenger RNA, 2443 nt
Organism: Alternaria rosae
Lineage: Eukaryota; Fungi; Ascomycota; Dothideomycetes; Pleosporales; Pleosporaceae
Product: peptidase S8/S53 domain-containing protein
Exons: 5
Coding region: 397-2424 (675 amino acids)
Biological process (GO): proteolysis
Molecular function (GO): serine-type endopeptidase activity
Source: RefSeq, a predicted model, not a curated record